AUGGCCGAUGCCGAGCGGGAUCGGCUCGAGCUCAACGACCGCAUCGACCGUCUCGAGAUCGAGAAGACGCAGCUCGAAGCCGUCAACGCGAGCAAGCUGGACGAGAACCGGCUCCUGCUCGAGCAGCUCGACGCCCUCAACAACACCGUCGCCGAUUCCGACACAAAGUCCAAGGCCCUCGAGGCGAGCCUUUUGUCCUCCCAGCAGACCAUCCGCCGGCUCGAAGCGGCGGCCGCCCGGGCCGCUGAUUCCGAGCGCCACAUCGCCAUCCUCGAGGAGGAGCAGGACAAGCUCCACCGCGAGCUGCGGUCCUCCAAGGAGCAUGGCCGCUCCCACGUCCAGCGCUUCAAGGAAGCCCAGCGCGGCCUCCUCGACAUGCAGGAUCAGCUCGAGCGCAUGGAGAGGGAGGCCCGCGAGGAGCGCGACCGCCACAUCGAGGUCAUCGAGAGGAUGGAGAGGCAGCGACAGGUGGACAAGCAGCUCGACACCGCCGCCGGACGGCUCAAGGGCGCCGCCGCCGCCAAGCAGAUCAACGAGCAGAAGAGCAACGGCGCCAUCGUCGGCCACUUCGUCCGCGACCUGCUUCAGGACAAUGCCAACCUGCAGCUCGGCAUCGCCGAGCUGAGGGAGAUGCUCAUCAGCUCAAACGACGAGAUCCAGCUGCUCAGGGAGAAGCUCAUCUUCCAUCAGCCCAUGCCCGAAGCCGGCAGCAGUCCCGGCUCGACUCUCCAGGCCGAGCUCGAGCCCGAGCCCGAGCGCGCACCCGAGCCCCUUCCCGACGCCAACACGCCGUCGCGGGAGUUUCACGUGCACCACCACUAUCACGUCGCCGCCAAGCAGGAGGCGAAGAAGCCGAAGAGGAAGCGGCAGGGCCUGCUGCCGGCCAUCCUGACGCCACCGGCCACCCACCCGGCCCCGGCCUCGCCCAGGAGCCCCGGCAGGGACAUGUCCGCCGUCGCCCCCUUGCUCUCGCGCGCCCCUUCGUACCCCGUCACGCCGACACCGUCCAAGUCGAGCGGCGGCUUCGCCGGCUCGUCCGGCACACCCUCCGAGUUCUCCUCGUCGGCGCCCGAUUCGCCACGCUCCGAGCUGCGCGGCCCCUCGUUCCAAGCCAGCCCUGCCUUGUCGGAGCAGCUCGCCUCCCCCGCGACGAGCUUCGACCCCAUGUCGCCGUCGUGGCCGUCGUCCCACAGCAAGAGGACGUCGUCGGCGUCGUCGCGGAGCUUCCAGUCGGCGUCCAUGUCCCUCGCCGGGUCCGUGCCCUCGACGCCGUCGGGCAAGCUGGCGGCGCAUCCAAGUCGCGACGCGCACACGAUCCACGAGGAGGAUGAGGAUUGCGAGCAACUACCGCCGCUGGAUCCGACGCCGGACCUUGUGCUGGAGAGCGUGUCGGCCGUUCAAGACUCGACGACCGAGUCGGACGCGUCCAAGGACGAUCCGCUUCCCCUCCCCCGGCUUCACAGAGCCGCCUCUCACGAGUCCAUCAUGUCCCUCACAGGCGGACUCGACAUCCAUACCCUCAAAUCUCGGCCCAGCCAGAUGAUGAUGCGUCCGCUCGGAGGCGCCGCCGCCGUCCUGACGGGUGUCACGGCCCAGCCGACGCUCGCGAGGGCGUCCUCCAAACGGAGCCAGGUGGCGCUUCGGGAUCGCUUUGCCGGCUUCCAAACGCCAAGGUCGGUCUCGAGCCCCAUCGCGCAGCCGGUAUCGACCCCGACCCCGCAGGGCGCCCGGCCCUUUGGCAAAUGGGUUGGAUGGCGCCCUUGGGGGGCGACCCCGGCGACGCCCAGCGAUUCGCCCAAAGCCGGCGGCAAGGACAGGGACAGGGACAAGGACAGGGACCGGGACGUGGACAGGGACGCGAACCGCCUGCCGGGCAUAAACCAGCCUGGCGUCAUCCCAGGUUUUCAGCAGUAUUGGGUCGCCCAGAGGCGCAAGGGCGCGCCCGCCAAGGUUACGGCGGAGACGAUCGACAGAGACGCGCUCGCCGAUGGCUUGCAAGAGUGA
Messenger RNA from Drechmeria coniospora, 2004 nucleotides. RefSeq lists its product as uncharacterized. The coding region runs from base 1 to 2004 and encodes 667 amino acids. NCBI's taxonomy places the organism in Eukaryota, Fungi, Ascomycota, Sordariomycetes, Hypocreales, Ophiocordycipitaceae. The record is from RefSeq and is a predicted model, not a curated record. The transcript has a single exon.